GAUUAUGUGUGGAUGGACCUCAAAACCGGUCGGGAAUUCGACGUCCCCAUUGGAGCAGUGGUUAAACUGUGUGACUCUGGACAGAUCCAGGUUGUCGACGAUGAAGGCAACGAGCACUGGAUUUCCCCGCAGAAUGCCAGCCACAUCAAACCCAUGCACCCAACCUCCAUCCAUGGAGUGGAGGACAUGAUCCGCCUGGGGGACCUCAACGAGGCAGGGAUCCUCAGGAACCUGCUCAUCCGCUACCGGGAGCACCUCAUCUAUACAUACACUGGUUCCAUACUGGUGGCUGUAAACCCCUACCAGCUCUUACCCAUCUACUCCCCGGAGCAGAUACGCCUGUACACCAACAAAAAAAUUGGGGAGAUGCCACCACACAUCUUUGCAAUUGCUGACAACUGCUACUUCAACAUGCAGCGCAACAACAAGGACCAAUGUUGCAUCAUAAGUGGUGAAUCAGGAGCAGGGAAGACAGAAAGCACCAAGCUGAUUCUGCAGUUUCUGGCUGCUAUCAGCGGUCAGCACUCCUGGAUUGAGCAGCAGGUCCUGGAGGCAAAUCCCAUCUUGGAAGCUUUUGGGAACGCCAAGACCAUCCGUAAUGACAACUCCAGCCGAUUUGGGAAGUACAUUGACAUCCACUUUAACAAGAGGGGAGCCAUCGAGGGGGCAAAGAUUGAACAGUAUCUGCUGGAGAAGUCCCGGGUGUGCAGACAGGCCCAGGACGAGAGGAAUUACCAUGUAUUUUACUGCAUGCUGAGAGGAAUGACGAUGGAGCAGAAAAAGAAACUGGGUCUAGGGAAAGCCACUGACUACAACUACCUUGCAAUGGGUAACUGCACAACCUGUGAUGGCAGAGACGACAGCAAAGAGUAUGCGAAUAUUCGCUCUGCAAUGAAGGUCCUCAUGUUCACCGACACCGAAAACUGGGAGAUCUCCAAGCUGCUGGCUGCCAUACUGCACAUGGGGAACCUGCAGUAUGAAGCUCGGACCUAUGACAACCUGGAUGCCUGCGAGGUUGUUCAGUCGGCGUCACUAAUCACUGCAGCAUCAUUGCUGGAGGUUGACCCUCAGGACGUGAUGAACUGCCUUACCAGCCGUACUAUAAUCACCAGAGGUGAGACCGUCUCCACCCCUCUCAGCAUGGAACAAGCGCUCGACGUGAGGGAUGCUUUUGUAAAGGGAAUUUAUGGGCGGCUUUUUGUCUGGAUUGUGGAGAAGAUCAAUGCUGCGAUUUACAGACCCCCUUCCCAGGAACUCAAGAGUAUCAGGAGAUCCAUUGGCCUCCUCGACAUCUUUGGCUUUGAGAACUUCACUGUGAACAGUUUUGAGCAGCUUUGCAUUAAUUUUGCUAAUGAGAACCUGCAGCAGUUCUUCGUGCGCCAUGUCUUCAAACUUGAGCAGGAGGAAUACAACCUGGAGAACAUCAACUGGCAGCACAUUGAGUUCACUGACAACCAGGAUGCCUUGGAUAUGAUCGCCAUCAAACCCAUGAACAUCAUCUCCCUCAUCGACGAGGAGAGCAAAUUUCCCAAGGGUACAGAUGCCACAAUGUUACACAAGCUGAAUUCCCAGCACAAGCUGAACACAAACUAUAUUCCACCGAAGAACAACUAUGAAACCCAGUUUGGCAUUAACCACUUUGCUGGAAUUGUUUACUAUGAGACAAAAGGUUUCCUGGAGAAAAACAGGGACACGCUGCACGGAGACAUCAUUCAGCUGGUACAUUCCUCAAAAAACAAAUUCAUCAAGCAGAUCUUCCAAGCAGACGUGGCAAUGGGAGCGGAGACAAGGAAGCGCUCGCCGACGCUGAGCAGCCAGUUCAAGCGAUCCCUGGAGCUGCUGAUGAGGACUCUCAGCGUGUGCCAGCCCUUCUUCGUCCGCUGCAUCAAGCCCAAUGAGUACAAGAAGCCCAUGCUGUUUGACCGGGAGUUGUGUGUCCGUCAGCUGAGAUACUCGGGGAUGAUGGAGACAAUCCGGAUUCGCCGGGCUGGCUACCCCAUCCGCUACACUUUUGUGGAGUUCGUGGACAGGUACCGGGUGCUCAUGCCCGGGGUGAAGCCAGCAUACAAGCAGGGCGACCUGCGGGGGACAUGCCAGCGCAUUGCAGAAGCUGUGCUUGGGAAGGACGACGACUGGCAGAUUGGCAAGACCAAGAUAUUCCUGAAGGACCACCAUGAUAUGCUGCUGGAGAUCGAGAGAGACAAAGCCAUCACGGACAAAGUCAUCCUCAUCCAGAAGGUGGUUCGAGGGUUUAAAGACAGGUCCAAUUUCCUGAAAGUGAGAAAUUCAGUCCUGAUGAUUCAGAGAUACUGGCGUGGGCAUAACUGCAGGAAGAACUACGGUGCUGUACGCCUGGCCCAGCUGGCCCGUGAAGAUGCAGAGAGAGAAGUAAAAGAAAAGGAGGAAGCCCGUCGGAAGAAAGAGCUGUUAGAAAAGAUGGAGAAAGCGCGCAAUGAGCCCGUGAAUGACUCGGACAUGGUGGACAAAAUGUUUGGAUUCCUAGGGACAACCUCCUCACUGCCUGGCCAGGAAGGACAAGCACCCAACGGCUUCGAGGAUCUCGAGCGAGCCCAGAAGGAGCUGGAGGAAGAGGACCUUGAUGCAGCAUUGCCUCUCCCUGAGGAAGAGGAGGAAGAUCUCUCAGAGUACAAAUUUGCCAAGUUUGCCGCAACGUAUUUCCAGGGCACGACAACACACACCUACAUCCGUCGGCCUCUCAAGCAGCCUCUCCUGUACCAUGAGGAUGAAGGAGACCAGUUGGCAGCCCUUGCCGUAUGGAUCACUAUCCUCCGUUUCAUGGGAGACCUCCCUGAGCCUAAAUAUCACACAGCCAUGAGUGAUGGUGGUGAGAAAAUCCCUGUGAUGACCAAGAUCUAUGAGACUCUUGGGAAAAAGACUUAUAAGAAAGAACUGCAGGCGCUGCAGGGAGAAGGAGAGAGUACUCACAUUGACGGGCACAAGAAGAAUAGUGUGCGGCACAAACUGGUCUCCUUAACACUCAAGAAGAAAUCCAAACUGACGGAGGAGGUGACAAAGAGACUUCAUGAUGGUGAGUCUACGCUCCAGGGUAAUAGCAUGCUCGAAGACCGGCCCACCUCCAACCUGGAGAAGCUCCAUUUCAUUAUUGGUAAUGGCAUCCUCAGGCCAGCAUUAAGGGAUGAAAUCUAUUGUCAAAUCUGCAAGCAGCUGACCCAGAACCCUUCCAAAAGCAGCCAUGCCAGGGGCUGGAUCCUGAUGUCCCUGUGUGUGGGAUGUUUUGCUCCUUCUGAGAAGUUUGUGAAGUAUUUAAGGAACUUUAUCAACGGAGGCCCCCCUGGUUAUGCUCCCUAUUGUGAAGAGAGGCUGCGGCGGACAUUUGCCAAUGGGACAAGGACACAACCACCCAGCUGGCUGGAACUGCAGGCAACCAAGUCCAAGAAGCCGAUCAUGUUGCCUGUCACUUUUAUGGAUGGGACAACAAAAACCUUGUUGACGGACUCUGCAACAACUGCUAAAGAGCUCUGUAAUUCUCUGGCUGACAAAAUCAGCCUGAAGGACAGAUUUGGAUUUUCGCUUUACAUCGCGCUGUUUGACAAGGUCUCUUCACUGGGAAGCGGCAAUGACCACGUGAUGGAUGCGGUGUCUCAGUGUGAGCAAUAUGCCAAAGAGCAGGGAGCACAGGAGCGCAAUGCGCCUUGGCGGCUCUUCUUCAGGAAGGAGAUCUUCACUCCUUGGCACAACCCCAAUGAGGACAAUGUGGCCACGAAUCUCAUUUACCAACAGAUCGUCCGGGGUGUGAAAUUCGGGGAGUAUCGGUGUGACAAGGAAGAAGAUCUGGCAGAACUGGCCUCCCAGCAGUACUAUGUGGACUAUGGGUCAGAGAUGGUGCUGGAAAGGCUGCUAAAUCUAAUUCCAUCCUACAUCCCAGACAGGGAGAUCACAGCUUCAAAAACAGUGGAGAAAUGGGCUCAGCUCAUUAUAGCUGCACAUAAAAAGGGAAUUUACACUCAGAAGAGGACAGACCCCAAAAAAGUCAAGGAAGAGGUGGUGGAUUUUGCACGUUUCAAGUGGCCUUUACUGUUUUCUAGAUUUUAUGAAGCCUUCAAAUUCUCAGGGCCGAGCCUGCCUAAAAAUGAUGUGAUUGUAGCGGUCAACUGGACAGGGGUGUACUUUGUGGAUGAACAGGAGCAGGUUCUCUUAGAGCUGUCUUUCCCAGAGAUCACAGCUGUGUCAAGCAGUAGAGGGGGAAAGCUGCAAGGGCAGAGUUUCACCUUGGCCACCAUUAAAGGUGAUGAAUACACUUUCACCUCCAACAACGCAGAGGAUAUCCGAGACCUAGUGGUGACCUUCCUAGAAGGACUAAGGAAAAGAUCCAAGUAUGUGGUCACUCUCCAAGACAACCCAAACCCUGUGGGAGAAGAAUCUGGCUUCCUCAGCUUCCUCAAAGGAGACCUCAUAGUUCUGGACCAAGAUACAGGAGAACAUGUGAUGAACUCAGGCUGGGCUAAUGGGUUCAAUGAACGGACCAAGCAGAGAGGGGAUUUCCCAACAGAUUCUGUUUACGUCCUGCCUACAGUCACUAUGCCUCCCCUGGAGAUUGUGGCACUGGUCACCAUGACCCCCGACCAACGACAAGAUGUUAUCAGAACGUCCCAGCUGGCAAUUUCAGACAGUGAAGAGAGAGUGAAACCAUAUACCUUGGAGGAAUUUUCCUAUGAUUAUUUUAGGCCACCUCCCAAGCACACCCUGAGCCGGGUCAUGAUUACCAAGAGCCGUGGGAAGGACAAGCUGUGGUGUUACACCCGUGAGCCUAUCAAACAGCCAUUGCUGAAGAAGAUCCUGGGCAGUGAGGAGCUGUCCCAAGAAGCCUGUAUGGCCUUCAUUGCUGUGCUGAAGUAUAUGGGUGACUACCCAUCCAAAAGGACUCGCUCAGUCAACGAGCUGACAGACCAAAUAUUUGAAGGUGCCUUGAAAGCUGAGCCCCUGAAGGAUGAAAUCUACUGCCAGACCCUAAAGCAGCUCACAGACAACCACAUCAAGUACAGUGAAGAGAAAGGCUGGGAGCUCUUGUGGUUGUGUACAGGCCUUUUCCCUCCAAGCAACAUUCUCCUGCCCCAUGUCCAGAGGUUUCUGCAGUCCCGAAAGCAUCACCCUUUGGCAGCAGACUGUAUCCAGAGACUCCAGAAAGCACUGAGGAAUGGAUCCAGGAAGUACCCACCCCAUCUUGUAGAAGUGGAAGCAAUUCAGCACAAAACCACCCAAAUUUUCCACAAAGUUUACUUCCCUGAUGACACCGAUGAGGCAUUCGAGGUGGAGUCCAGCACAAAAGCCAAGGAUUUCUGCCAGAACAUCUCCAACAGGCUGCUCCUAAAGUCCUCUGAGGGUUUCAGCCUCUUCGUCAAAAUCUCUGACAAGGUCAUCAGCGUGCCCGAGGGAGAUUUCUUCUUCGACUUUGUCAGACACUUGACAGACUGGAUAAAGAAAGCAAGACCGGCAAAAGAUGGUAUAGUGCCUUCUCUCACCUACCAAGUGUUCUUCAUGAAGAAGCUGUGGACCAACACGACGCCUGGAAAGGACUCCAUGGCAGAUUCAAUCUUCCACUAUUACCAGGAGUUACCAAAGUACCUGCGUGGCUACCACAAGUGCACACGGGAGGAGGUCCUGCAGCUGGCGGCUCUCAUCUACCGGGUGAAGUUUGAGGAUGACAAGUCUUAUUUCCCCAGCAUCCCCAAACUCCUGAAGGAGCUGGUGCCCCAAGACCUCAUCCGGCAGCUCUCUCCAGAUGACUGGAAAAGGUCCAUCGUGGCAUACUACAACAAGCAUGCGGGCAAAACAAGAGAAGAAGCCAAGCUUGCCUUCCUAAAGAUUAUCUUCAAGUGGCCUACAUUUGGAUCAGCAUUCUUUGAAGUGAAGCAAACUACAGAGCCAAAUUAUCCAGAAAUCCUUCUAAUUGCCAUCAACAAGCAUGGAGUCAGCCUCAUUGACCCCAAAACCAAGGAUAUCCUCAUCACUCACCCCUUCACAAAGAUUUCCAACUGGAGCAGUGGCAACACGUACUUCCAUAUAACUAUCGGCAACCUGGUGAGGGGAAGCAAGCUGCUCUGUGAGACGUCCCUGGGCUACAAGAUGGAUGAUCUUUUAACCUCGUACAUCAGCCAGAUGUUAACAGCCAUGAGCAAACAGAGGAGUGCAAAGGGCGGCAAGUGAACUGCAAGAAGCCGCUGGCAUGUGGCCAUGGGGCUUAUUCACCAGCUGAGGCUUGUGGGGUACCCAUGCAGCUGGGGGAGAACCUUUUCCUCUCAAAUGUGGAAGAUGAGCCGAACACCAUCCGGGAGUUCACUGGACUCUGACCUUGAGGGCUCAAAUACCACCUCCCCUUCCAGUGAAGAUGACUAUCUCUGACCUCUCAUCCUCUUUUGCCACCCUGUACCUCAACUCUGUCUUAAACCUCAAAGAUUUCCAAACACCAUCGCUCUCAGACAGAGACUGAGCAAAGAGACCCUGGCAGGAUGCUUGCCUGGAACCAAAUGGUUGGCAUUGCAAAGGCUCUGGGAAGAAGAGGAGUGUGUGU
Tinamus guttatus (white-throated tinamou) is the source of this 6550-nucleotide messenger RNA. The record is from RefSeq and is a predicted model, not a curated record. Lineage: Eukaryota; Metazoa; Chordata; Aves; Tinamiformes; Tinamidae.